Molecule: messenger RNA, 801 nt
Organism: Microdochium trichocladiopsis
Lineage: Eukaryota; Fungi; Ascomycota; Sordariomycetes; Xylariales; Microdochiaceae
Product: PapD-like protein
Exons: 7
Coding region: 1-801 (266 amino acids)
Biological process (GO): endoplasmic reticulum membrane organization
Cellular component (GO): endoplasmic reticulum membrane; plasma membrane
Molecular function (GO): FFAT motif binding
Source: RefSeq, a predicted model, not a curated record
AUGUCUGUCGAAAUCGACCCCCAGGAGCUUGGCUUCCACCGGCCUUUCACCGUUGAGGUCAAGGAAGCCCUCAGUAUCAAGAAUCCAAACUCCCAUCCCAUUGCCUUCAAGGUCAAAACUACCGCUCCUAAGCAAUAUUGUGUUCGCCCCAACUCUGGCCGAGUCGAGCCAGGCAAGGAGGUUGAAGUUGCCGUCAUUCUCCAGGCUAUGAAGCACGAGCCUCCGCCGGACACCAAGUGCCGCGACAAAUUCCUGGUCCAGUCCGUUGAAAUUACCGGUGACAAGGAGUUCGCCAACUUAUCCGCGAUUUGGGACUCCGUCCCUAAAUCUUCGGUUGUCGAGAGGAAGAUCAGAGUCUCAUUCAUCAACGCUCCCAGCAACGCGGCUCAACUUUCGACGCCAAGCAAGCCCACCACCUCGAGCGGUGCUGACGCGACUCCUGCCGAUGCUCCACCGCCUGCCUACUCAUCGCCAAACGACCAAUCCACUUCGGCCGACUAUAAGGACGAGGACGAGGUUCGGUCGCCAUCAGCAGGUCUUUCGACUACUGCUGCUUCAUCAUCAGGUCGCGAGCUGAGCUACGCAGAGCUUAAGCAGCAGCUUGACCAGGCCGAGCAGCUUGUAUCACGGCUCAAGGCCGAUCAGGGCGGCCUGAGGCAGCGCAAGACCGGUGCCGAGGAGAAGUCGGUCUCGAAGCCUGCGGAGCUGGCGCAACAGGUUCGGGGCACUGAGGGUGUCCCCAUUCAAAUCACCGCUGCCCUGUGCUUGCUGAGCUUCCUGCUGGCAUACUUCUUCUUCUAG